AAAAACAAAAUAAAUAGCUCGAGACGGAAGCGGAACAACCGAUGUGUUUAGCUUGAACGUUUAGACAACUUUUAAUGUUGUAAAUUGUUGCCUUUUUUGCACCCCCGUCAAACACCAAUAACCCCCUCAACUCUGUAUUCUCUGGUCCAAUUUCAAGAUGUUUAACAGACAGACGAGCCUGUGGAUGGGUGAUUUGGACCCAUACAUGGAUGAGAACUUCAUCAAGCAGGCAUUUAGCGCUAUGGGAGAAUCCCCGUUUGGAGUCAAGAUCAUCACUCACAGGAUAACUGGUGGUUCAGCAGGAUACUGCUUUGUGGAGCUGGCAGAUGAAGCAAGUGUCGACCGCUGUGUCCAAAGACUGAACGGAAAACUGGUUCCUGGAUCAAACCCGCCCCGGAAGUUUAAGCUAAACUAUGCCACCUACGGCAAACGGCCAGAGGCAGGGCCCGAGUUCUCAGUGUUUGUGGGCGACUUGGCCUCCGAGGUGGACGACUUCCAACUGCACCAAGUUUUCAAGAAAUAUCUUUCCUGCAAGGGAGCCAAAGUAGUCACUGACCAGUAUGGAUACUCCAGAGGUUACGGCUUUGUCAAGUUUGGGGAGGAGGGCGAGCAGAAGAAAGCGAUCGAGGAGUGUCAGGGCACGAUGCUGGGGGGAAAGCCGCUCAGACUCAGUAUUGCUGUCGCAAAGAGCCAGAAGAUGAGCAACUACCAUGGGGGCCAGGGCCAGAAUUUCAAUAGCAACUACAACCAGUCCCAGUCUAGUUACUACGGAAGCCAAGGCAGCGGGGGUCAGGGGGGUUACUACCCUCAGUGGGGUGGCUAUGACCAGUACAGCGGCUACAACAGCGGCUACAACAGUGGCUAUAACAGUGGCUAUAACUAUAACUAUGGGCCCUAUGGAUACCCCCCACCAGGCCACAUGAUGCCACCACCUCCCAUGGGGGUGCCUCCCAUGUCCACUGACAUGUCAGGAACUGUAGAGCAGAGCCACGAGGAGGGUGGAGAUAUAGAUGAGGAUAACUCAGAAGAGCCCAUCCCUGAAUGUGACGUAGAGCAGUGGAAUAAAGAUUUUAUGCAACGCAGCGAGGAGCUCUACGACGCCAUGAUGAACUGUCACUGGGAACCCCUGGACUCUAUUAACUCCCCCAUCCCCUCCCUCUCCUGAUAAAUCAUCUUAUUCUGAUCCCUCCCUAAACCUUUCAUUUUUUUAUGAUUUUGUACGUCCCUUAAUCUGCCAUGAUUUAACCCCCACAUUGAUACCUUAAAGGUCAGCUUCAGUUCACCGUCUGUCACUGACACUGUUUGCCUAAUCCUGACUGAAGGCUGAGAGUACAUACAGAUGCACUCGUUCCUCUUCCAAUACUCCAAGUACACACGAAUAUUCACUUGAUUUUAAUGUUUACCAUGUUGGUAAUAUUCAGACAGUUGUUCAAUAAUCAAUGAUGUUACUGUAAUGCAUACUGUUUAGUAUGAAGUCCUCUAUGAACCAGAGCUGCGAGCUUUGGGAUGAAGUGCUGAAGUGUUCCUCUCUGCUGUUGACUGGCACACAGUAGCUGUAGCAUUGGAAACUGAAUGUCAUAAUUCAUGUUUCACCAUUUUAUUGAUAUCACUGAGGAACAAACUCCACUGUCGAUUACUUUUGUUGAUCCAUGUUGAAAUGGAGACACCAGCAAAGCUAACUUCGCUCAUUGGAUAUGGCCCUGACUUUUAAAAAGAGAUGUCUUGCUGAAGACAAGUUCAAACUAUGCUUUAAUUGUAAUUUGCCACGUACUUCAUCUUUGUCUAUAAUUAUCAUUAGAAUAUUUUCCUCCUGUUUUUUAAAUUUGUUCUGAUAGAUGAAGUAAAAGACACACAAAUAUGAGAAGAUGAUGACAUGUAAUUUAUCACUGUUUUUCAGACAAUGAGCGCAAUGUCUUUCUGUAUAAUAAAUGAAUGGUACAACCCCCUGACCCUUCAGAGCGCUGUGGAACUGUAAUGGUUGUCUGAGGUUGACCGCUGAUUUGAUCAGAUGUCACGGCAGCAUUCAUUUUCUGCUGUUGGAUGAUGUUUGAUGUUUUGUAUAUAUUUUCUUUGUGGAGAUGUUUUAUCAAUAAAACUGAGGAGGAAAACGGU
Messenger RNA from Cottoperca gobio, 2112 nucleotides. It is a transcript of the gene trnau1apb, whose product is annotated as tRNA selenocysteine 1 associated protein 1b. The record is from RefSeq and is a predicted model, not a curated record. Lineage: Eukaryota; Metazoa; Chordata; Actinopteri; Perciformes; Bovichtidae. The transcript has 9 exons. The coding region runs from base 158 to 1165 and encodes 335 amino acids. Gene Ontology annotation, molecular function: RNA binding.